AUGCUGCGAAAGAUUGCCAAUCCAUAUAAGGUGUCUAUUCGCCGCACCACCGCCACCGCACCGGAGACGGGCUCCAAAGCCAUUCUCCGCCUUAUCCGCUAUGAUCCCGUCACCAACAAACAACGUGUGGAGAGUUAUGAAUAUGAUAAACAUCAUGAUUACAUGGUGCUUGAUCUCAUCACCGCAGUGAAGGCCCAUCAGGAUCCAACACUCGCCUUCCGCGCCUCCUGCUGCGAGGGUGUCUGUGGAAGUUGUGCGAUGAAUAUUAAUGGGAUUAACAGUCUGGCCUGCAUUACCUUCUCGCAGCACGUCACCACAGUUGGGCCGCUGCCGAACUUUCCGGUGAUUAAAGACUUCGUUGUGGAUCUCCGCCACUUCUUCCGUCAAUACGCGUACAUUCGCCCGUUUGUGCGGAACACCAAUCUCGAUCGCAGCCGCGUGGAGAACAUCAUGGAGCGCUACAACAGCGUGAGCAAAGCCAUUCACGGUGUUAGUCCACAUGAAGAGGCCACUCGCACGCCGUUAGCCCCACACGCCGGUGUGCAAACGGAAGUUAUUGCCAUUUUGCGGCUCAUUGAUGCCCUGCGAGAGGCGGGAAGUGUCACUCAUGUUGUGCACGCCCUCACCGCAUUGGAGAAGCGGGGGAUUCAACUCGACCAGGAGAAGGUGCGCAAGCUUCUCGAUGAGACACUGCAGAACUACACUAAGCGGAAGAGUACAGUCUAA
Molecule: messenger RNA, 726 nt
Organism: Trypanosoma theileri
Lineage: Eukaryota; Euglenozoa; Kinetoplastea; Trypanosomatida; Trypanosomatidae
Product: electron transfer protein
Exons: 1
Coding region: 1-726 (241 amino acids)
Biological process (GO): aerobic respiration; respiratory electron transport chain; tricarboxylic acid cycle
Molecular function (GO): electron transfer activity; iron-sulfur cluster binding
Source: RefSeq, a predicted model, not a curated record